ACUUCCUGCUAUUUUAUAUUGUGAAUGUUCCAUUUUAGUGCCGACUACGACAGCAGCAGCAACCACCACCGCUGCUGCGGCUACCCCCUCCUCCACCACCUCCUCCUCAAAUACGGGCCUAAUCGUCGGCGUCAUCAUAGCUAUCCUCCUUGUCGCCGUCAUCGUCGGCAUCCUGAUUUUCCUGUGGAAGACCGGGAAGCUGGCAGGUAUCGCGGUCGCCUGUGGUGGACGAUGCGCAUGCUGCAGUAACCGGGUUGAGGAGGGGAAGGAGGAGAAGGCGAAAAUGAUAAGCCCUGUGGUGAUGGCGGUGGAUGAGACAGCGCGGCCGAGGCUCGUUAAGGAGAAAUCGACUAUGAGCGCCAUCUCACGCUCCUCCACGCACGCGCUCGACCGCCAGGGGACUGUCGCGAGUAUCGGCGGCAUCGAUCUUAGGUCUGAACGAUCUUCCGUAAAAAACAUCACCGUGAAACCCGCCGCCACUGCCACCGAUGUCGGGGAAGAGAAGACUGGCUUUACAAUAUUUGGUAAAACUUUGCCAUGUCUGGCGUGGUGUUCAAGGGAGGACGCUGACACUGAAGAGUUACAGCCGGCACCGGCACCGGAUGUAGUGCCGGUGAAGGAAACUAAGACUAAGCCGGAGAAGAAAGUGGGUAAAAAGGGCGAAAAGGUGACGGGGAAGGCUGGAAAGAAAGGCGGGAAAAAGGAAGCCGGGAAAAAAGAAGAUGGGAAAAAGAAAGAUGGAAAAAAGGGAGGCGGGAAGAAGGAGGAUGGGAAAAAGGAAACCGGGAAAAAACAAGACGAAGAGAAGGAGAAAAAGACAACGGAACAACAGACAGAGCCCGAUACAAAUGGAGCGGCUGUGACGGACGGCCAGUUGAAUCGAUCCCCUAGGGCUACCAGUACCCCCAUCCCUCUACGGACCGACCGUACCCCCACCUCCCCUGGUUCCGCCCGUUCCACACGUAAUGGCGUGCUCGCCAUCAACUCCGGUGCCGCCGCCAUCCUCAAACCAGAGGCCAAGAGCAAUGAGUGGACAUUCUUAACAUGCUGCUUUGGAAACCGACAGCCAGAACCGGAGGCUGAGGAGCCCAAGGUGGCAGAAGAAGAACCAAUAACGAAGAAGGCCAAAGGCGGAGCUGCAGCCAAGGGCAAGGGCGGGUCCAGUGUCGCAAAGAAAGGCGGGGCUGGAAAAAAAGAUGGGACAGGGGCGAAGAAGGGCACAAAAACGAGCGGAAAGAAGACGGCGUCGGAAGAUAAAUCAUCGGACGGGAAAGCGGUGAAUGCAAAGGCGGCAAACGGAAAGGUGUCGAACGGGAAGGUGGCGAACGGGAAGUUAGCGAACGGGAAUGCAGAGGCGAUGAUAGUCGAAGACGUGGAAGAUGGACCGGCGCCUCUCGACCGCGCAAAAACGAUGCCAGAGAGACAUAGGGAGCGCACAGAAAUGAGUCUAAUGGACGCAGAGAGGGUUAAAGUGGACGUAUAUAUCCCGGAUGACAACACUGUUCUCAAUCUGAAAGACACGGUCACCGUAGUGAAUGAGAAGGGUGGUAAAAAGUUUAAAGAAAGAGCUAAAACCUCGUUGGGGGUAAUGGAGUCACCGGAGCGACCAGCGUCGGAGAGGCCGCCAGCAACUGUAAAAACGCCGAAAGGCAAGGGCGAUAAAAAGGGCGGGAAAGGGAAGAAAGACAAGGGUGGAAAAGAGAAAAAAGCAACGAAGAAAAAGAAGGAAUGAAGAGUGUCUUGGUGCAUUGUUUUACUUAUGAUUAAUUUAUUGUUAUGCCCUUGUAUCGGUGUUAAACAUUGUAACAUCGACAUGAUUAAAGCAGUGAUAAAUAAUUCGACAAGAGAAUAAUUUAUUAAACGUAUAAAAGAUCUAUAUAUAUAUUUAUCACAGUCAUAAAGAAAGACUUUUGAAAGAUAAAAUCGCAUUAAAAAACACAUUUGAAAUCAAGCCGUGUGUAAACUCCGAAAAAGUGAAAGUUCUCACAAUCUGUGGUAAAACUCAGAAGCAGAAAACAUUUGAAAUGUAUAUAACAUGGUUUAAAAAUUUAUAAAAAAUGGACGCUCAACUACAUAGCAGAUGGUCCAUCAGAAUAAUCAUACUACAUUACAUGAAAUCUAUAACUUAUAUGUAAAAUACUGUGUCAGCACCAUUUUGCGUAUCGGGUAUUCAAUGUAUCUAUCAUUUUCCAUCCGUGCUUUUCCAAUAUGUAUUGACCAUUUUUGUACAUUUAAUAGCCAACUGUUUAAUUUAAACAAAUGACUCUG
Molecule: messenger RNA, 2268 nt
Organism: Mya arenaria
Lineage: Eukaryota; Metazoa; Mollusca; Bivalvia; Myida; Myidae
Product: ribosome-binding protein 1-like
Exons: 7
Coding region: 284-1732 (482 amino acids)
Source: RefSeq, a predicted model, not a curated record